This is a messenger RNA of Haplochromis burtoni (Burton's mouthbrooder), 1676 nucleotides long. It is a transcript of the gene pold2, whose product is annotated as polymerase (DNA directed), delta 2, regulatory subunit. Lineage: Eukaryota; Metazoa; Chordata; Actinopteri; Cichliformes; Cichlidae. The record is from RefSeq and is a predicted model, not a curated record. The coding region runs from base 170 to 1585 and encodes 471 amino acids. Gene Ontology annotation, molecular function: DNA binding. The transcript is spliced from 11 exons. Gene Ontology annotation, cellular component: delta DNA polymerase complex. Gene Ontology annotation, biological process: DNA strand elongation involved in DNA replication; DNA replication.
GUUUGCCCUCGUACAUAGAGACUGUCACCGGUGAGCGGGUGAUUUCGCGGGAAUUAUUCCUGUUGCUCGCAAGCUACUGAAAAUAAACGUCGAUAUCUGAAAAUAUCAACACACUUGAUCUCAGAGGAGUAGCAACUGAAGUGCAAACGUCUAUUUUCUUCGGACAGUCAUGUUCUCAGACCUAAGUGUACAGAAGGAGGGCUCCUCUCUGCUCUGCCGUCCUGCCUCGGAGGACCAGGGCCCGGUGUUUGAGAGGACGUCUCUGGCUUAUAGUCAGUGCUCUGAACGCUACAGAGUUGGGGAGCGGAGCUUCAGCCGCCAGUAUGCUCACAUUUACGCAGCACGACUCAUGCAGAUGAGGCCUCUGCUGUCAGAGAGAGCUCAGCAGAAGUGGGGAUCAGAUGUGGUUAUCAAGAAGCUGUGUGAUCUAGAAACAGCGGAGCAGUGUUGCAUUGUAGGGACUCUGUUCAAGCGUAUGGACUUGCAGCCAUCUAUUCUGAAAGAAAUCAGUGAGGAGCACAACCUCCUGCCACAGCCUGCACGAGCAAAAUACAUUCAUGAAUCAGAUGAGUUGAUUCUGGAGGAUGAACUGCAGAGGAUUAAACUAGAGGGGAAAAUUGACAAAGACAAGUGUGUCACAGGCAGCGUCAUUGCAGUAUAUGGUGCUGAGAGGAACGAUGGGAAGUUCACAGUUGAGGACUUUUGCACAGCGGAUCUUCCUUUGCAGAAAGCAAGGCCUGCACUUGACUCUGACAGGUUUGUGCUCCUGGCAUCAGGUCUGGGUCUUGGCAGUACUCAUGCUGACAGCAUGCUGGGCCUACAGUUGCUUGUCGACAUGGUAACUGGUCAGCUCGGUGACCUCGGGGAGCAGAGUGGUGCAGCAACAAUUUCCAGGGUUCUGCUGGCGGGAAACCUCCUGAGUCAAAACACUCAAGACAAGGAUGCAUCAACAAAGGCCAAGUAUCUUACUAAGAAGACUCAAGCUGGCAGUGUGGAUGCCAUUCGUUUGCUAGAUGAGUUGUUGCUUCAGCUGGUGGCCUCGGUUCCUGUGGAUGUAAUGCCUGGCCAGUACGACCCCACCAACUACACCCUCCCACAGCAGCCUCUCCACCGAUGCAUGUUCCCCUUGUCGUCUGUUUACCCCACACUACAGCUGGCAUCCAAUCCAUACCAUGCCAGCAUAGACGGAGUGAGGUUCCUCGGUACAUCAGGGCAGAACGUCUGUGACAUUCAGAGGUACAGCAGUAGGGACAGCCACUUGGAAAUAUUAGAGGAAACGCUUCGACUCCGACAUCUGGCACCGACGGCACCUGACACAUUAGGUUGUUACCCAUUUUACCAAAAAGACCCUUUCAUCCUGGAAGAGUGUCCCCAUGUUUACUUCAGUGGCAAUGCCCCUACUUUUGACUCCAAGCUCAUCAAAGGUCCGGAUGGCCAGGAAGUCCUUUUGGUUACCGUUCCAGAAUUCAGCAGCACACAGAUGGCGUGCCUCGUCAAUUUACGCACUCUUCACUGUGAGCCAAUCAGCUUUUCUGCCUUCUCUGCAGAUGAAGAUGAGGAAAGUGAGAUGAACGUAAGCCACUGAGGACACAGCUGAUGCUUUUUUUUUUUUUUUCUUUUGGCCAGAGAAGGAUCAAAUUAACUUCAAUCCAAAAAACACAGAAGCUUUUCAAUAA